AUGGAUGUCGAUGAUGAUGAUGUCUUUGAUGAUAAAGACAAUGAUGACAACGAUGAUACUGACAAUGAUGAUGACAAUGAUGCCACUGUUCCCUGGUCACCGUGUUUUGGCUCCGCCUGGCGCGGGCCUGGCCCGGCCCCGGCCCCGAACGAGGCCCCUCCCGCGGCUCCGCCCGCAGCCGCCCCGCAGCCGCCCGGCUCCCGGCCCGCGGCCGGCGGCUUCCCCGGUGCGAGCCCCGCCGCCCGUCAGCUCGGCCGCCGGCCCCGAGCCGCCGGAGCCCGGGGCGGCUCGGGAAGCAGCAGCGCCCGGGGCGGGCGGGUGCCCCGGGCAGAAUGGCGAGGGCGCCGUGCCGUCCGCACGGGCGGAGAAGCCUCCCCUGGAGCAGCUCUAGCGGGAGGGCCCGCUGCUGGGGAGCGGCGGCUGCGGCAGCGUUUACGCCGGGACCCGGCUCGCCGACGGCGCCCCGGUGGCCAUCGGGCGAGUGGCCCGGGAUCGCAUCUGGGAGUGGGCGCGGCUGCACGACGGCGCCCUUGUGCCCUGGAGCUGUUGCUCAAGUGGAUGGUGUCGUGCCCUGGCUUGGGCGGCGUCGUGCGGCUCCUGGACUGGUUCGAGCUGCCCGACGGCUUCGCGCUGGUCAUGGAGCGUCCGGAGCGCUGCCGGGACCUGUGGCACUUGCUGGAGGCGGGCGGGUCCCUGGCAGAGCCCGUGGCGCGGGGGCUGUUCCGCCAGGUGCUGCAGGCCGUGCGGCACUGCACCAGCCGCGGCGUCCUGCACUGCGACAUCAAGGCCGAGAACAUCCUCGUCGACCUGGCCACCGGCGAGGCCAAGCUCAUCUUCUUCGGCUGCGGCACCAUCCUCCAGGACACCUUCUACACCUGGAUGGAACGCAAGGGUACUACCCAGGAGUGGAUCCUCUUUGGCUGCUUCCACGGCCAGCCAGCCACUAUCUGGUCCCUGGGCAUCCUGCUCUAUCUCCUGGUGUGCGAUCCAGGAGCCCAACAAGUACCAGCUGUUCGCGUCUCGUGGCGCUCAAAGAAAUCCCCAGAGCGUUUCCCUGCGGCCGUGGCACGGAGCAGAGAGCGCGGCCCAGGAGAUGCUUCCGCGGGUUCCCGCGAGUUGUGGAGGGAGUGGCUCAGGGCUCCCCGUCCUGUUGGAGAAGUCUUGGCACAGUGUGGUGAAGUUGCUCUGGAGUGGAAAAGGGGAAACAUCCCCCUGCAGCUCAAUGGCAUCGUGGUGUCCCUGCAAGCCGAGGCACAGCUGGCGUGUUCUUGUGGAGCGCGACGUGGAGCCGGAGAACCAUCCUCGAGCUGGCCGCUGGUGGGGCAAAGCCGAUGGGCUUUGGUUUGGCCCCUUCCUGGAGGACACGCUCUGCACCCCGACGAAAUCAAGAUGAGUCCCCAGCUGGUGCAGGGGCGGGGGGAUGCUCGUGCUUCCAGGCACGGCAGGGCUCGGCCUGGCCACGCGCCGCAGGAAGAUUGCACCCGGUGCCUGGACCGGGUGGGGAAGUGCCGGCACCGUCCGUGGAGCCCGUCCAGUGCCGGCGCUACCCCGGGGGGCCACGGUGUGCGGGGACAUCCCCUUCAGGAAGGACGAGGGCCUCGUGUGGGAUCAGCUUCUCUCCUGGCAGCAGGUCUCCAGAGGCUACCAGCACCUCAUGCCAUGGAAACGGCACCGCUCGGCUGCCAGUCUGGGAGGGCUGGAGGGCGGCGGGUGUUCACUUGCUGUCAAAAAUAAAUAUUUUUCUUGUCAUUAUCAUCA
Oenanthe melanoleuca is the source of this 1758-nucleotide messenger RNA. RefSeq lists its product as uncharacterized. The record is from RefSeq and is a predicted model, not a curated record. Gene Ontology annotation, biological process: negative regulation of apoptotic process; protein autophosphorylation; regulation of mitotic cell cycle. NCBI's taxonomy places the organism in Eukaryota, Metazoa, Chordata, Aves, Passeriformes, Muscicapidae. Gene Ontology annotation, molecular function: ATP binding; protein serine/threonine kinase activity. Gene Ontology annotation, cellular component: cytoplasm. Bases 1 to 1734 code for a protein of 577 amino acids. The transcript has 8 exons.